ACAGUGUCUUGAUGAGCCUUCACAACGCUCAGUGGUAUAUGAGACUUGUUACAGAGUGAAGCUCAUCUCCUUUAAUAAGUUCAAAAGUGUUGCCGAUGCCUUGGAGAGUGCCAAUAAACUUGCGGAUGGGAAAAUAAGUAAAACACUUAAGAAAGCUCUGAAAGAUAAAGCUAGUGAACAUGAAAAUCUAGCUGUUGGUGAUGCAAAGCUGGGGAACCUUAUCAAGGAGAAGUAUUCUAUAAAAUGUGUAUCAAAUGCAGCAACUGCCGAAAUAAUGCGGGGUAUCCGUUCCCAUAUAGCUAGUUUGUUGGGAGAACAUGGUGACCAGCUACUUACUAUGAAUCUGGCUCUAGCGCACUCUCUAGGUCGUUAUAAGGUCAAGUUUAAUCCAGAAAAAAUCGAUACAAUGAUCGUACAAGCAGUGUCUCUCUUAGAUGAUUUGGAUAAAGAACUGAAUAAUUAUGUUAUGAGGUGUCGGGAAUGGUAUGGCUGGCAUUUUCCAGAAUUAGGGAGAAUAAUUCAGGAUCCCUUGGCGUAUGCAAAAGUGAUAAAAUUGGUUGGAAUGAGACAGAAUACGCCUGAAACCGACCUUUCCAGUGUUCUUCCUGAAGAGUUAGAAGCGAAAGUGAAAGAAGAAGCAGAAAUCAGCAUGGGAACUGACAUUUCGGAAUCUGAUUUGUUCCAGAUUCGCUGCCUUUGUGACCAGAUUAUUGAAAUGUCCGACUACCGAAACCAACUUGGAGACUAUCUCAAAAACCGUAUGCACGCAUUGGCGCCGAAUUUAACGGUCCUUUUGGGGGAACUGGUCGGGGCGCGCUUGAUAUCCCACGCUGGUUCCCUGAUGAACUUGGCUAAAUAUCCCUCUUCUACGGUGCAGAUUUUGGGAGCCGAAAAAGCUUUAUUUAGGGCAUUAAAAACCAAACGAGACACUCCCAAGUAUGGCAUUAUUUAUCACGCGCAACUUGUCGGACAAGCUGCAACGAAAGCGAAGGGAAAGAUGGCUCGUAAAUUAGCUGCGAAAGUGUCUCUUGCGACGCGCAUAGACGCCUUGGCAGAUGAAUCAAAGGGUGCUUCACUGGGGAUCCAAAGUCGAGCGUAUUUGGAGACACAGAUGAGGAUUGAACAAGAAAGAAGUUAUAAGAAGCCACUAAGGACGUCGACAAAACAUGAGCCGUACCAGUUUAAGAGUAAGGUUUACGACUAUGAUGAAGGUGCAGACUCUACAGUUAGGAGUAGCGGGAAAAUGAAACUAUUUGACGAUGAUGAUAAGGGACCGCCGAAGAAGAUUCCGAAGGUGGAGGAACAGGGGUCACACGAAACGCCACCGAAGAAGAAAAAGAAGAAGAAGGUGAGACCGAUCCAAAGCCACUUCUUGUAUCCAAAAAUUCACAUUCUUUUUUAG
Molecule: messenger RNA, 1402 nt
Organism: Enterobius vermicularis (human pinworm)
Lineage: Eukaryota; Metazoa; Nematoda; Chromadorea; Rhabditida; Oxyuridae
Source: the annotation of a GenBank genome assembly